AAUAGAAUAUACAAUAGCUUUUGAGAUACGUAGAAAUCCACGAAAAGAUUAAAGUAGAAUCUCAAAAAGAUGCAUAACUUAUAUAGUUGCAUGAUUCUUUCUUUGGUUGCUUUUUCAUUAACAUGUUUUCUUCCUCUGCAAGCAACCCUAGCAGCCAAAAUCUUGACUACCGCGCCAAAAGCUGGAAAUGAGACGGGCGUUGGUGUCAUCCUUGACCCAACGUCUAGGCCCGGCAAAGAGGCCAAAGUGGCAAUUGAAUUAGCAGUUCAAGACUUCAACAUCAAAAUCGAUCAACCUUUGGUUUUAUACCUUAAAAACUCUCGAAACAAGCAUGUUCAAGCAGUUACUGCAGCGAAAGAGCUUGUUGACGAACACAAAGUGAAGGUCAUUUUGGGAGGACAUACAUGGGAGGAAGCAUCUACCAUAGCCGAGGUUAUCAGCGACAGCGAACCUGAUCACGACAUCCCCGUCUUUCUUUCCUUCGCUGGCACGAUACCGCUACAAUCAACCAAUCAAUGGCCAUUUCUCAUUCACGCAGUUCCUACACAAUCCACACAGAUGAACGCAGUGGCUGCCAUUUUAGAGUCAAUGGGCAUACGCCAAGUUACCCUCAUAUACGAGUCGGCCUCAAUCAUUUCUCAUCUCACUCAGGCAUUUCGUGAAACAGGUUCUGAGUUAACCCAUAGUAUACCAAUUACAUCUAGGUCGUGUUCCUUAGAUGAAGAGCUUGAGGUUGUGAAGAGACAACAACGUAAAGUCUUUGUAGUUCACACAUCUUUGGAGGUUGGAGUUUGCUUGUUUCAGACAGCCAAGAAGAUGGAAAUGAUUGGAGAUGGGUAUCUAUGGAUUGCAACUAAUGCAAUCACAGAUCUUUUUCAUUCUGUUAAUUCCAGCAUCUUUUCUUCACUGAAAGGUAUGGUUGGAGUCAAAAGUUACUUCCCUGAAAGCACUCCGGAGUUUUUAAAUUUCAGAAAAAGAUUCAGGAAAAAGUUCCAUUCGGAUUAUCCAGAAGACGAGCAGGAUGAACCUGGAAUCUUUGCGGUGCAAGGAUAUAACGCCAUGAAAAUGUUGGAAAAAGCCUUACCAGAAAAGUUAAAUGAAUUGAAAACAGUUUUGGCAAACACAGUAGAGAUUGUUAAUGUGAAUGGAAAAGGGUAUCACAGUGUGUAUUGGACAGAAGGAUUGGGGUUUUCUGAGACAGUUGAAAAUGAGAUCAAUGGAGCAAGUAAUUACACUCAUUUGAUAGAUAAUGUCGGAGAGAUUCUGUGGCCGGUGCAGCCAUGGUAUGCUAGUAGAAGUAGCAGGCGGAAUUUGGCUGGAAGUUCACAGAAAAGGAUGAAGGUCCUUUUUCCUGCUCAUUCUCUGUUCAGGCAAUUCGUGAGCGUGGAUUGUGAUCCCGUGAAAAACGAAUAUGUCUUCGGUGGAUUUGUAUACGAUGUGUUUGAUGCAAUGAUGAAAAUAAUGGAUGAACCAUAUGAUCGGAUUCCAUUUAAUGAUUCUUCAUAUGAAAAUUUGAUUAAAGCAAUUGAUUCAGGGGAGUUUGAUGCUGUAGCCGGUGAUGUAACAAUUACAUCAAAAAGACACGAACAUGCACAUUUUACACAACCGUUCACGGAGUCAGGUUUGGAGAUGAUUGUACCCGCUCGAUCUAGAUUAUCAAACCAGGCGUGGUUGUUCUUGAAGCCUUUCACUGCGAAAAUGUGGUGGAUAACAGUAGCAAUUACUCUAUACAAUGGCUUUGUUAUUUGGUUUAUUGAGAGAAACCACAACAAAGAUCUUCAAGGCAACAUCAUUACCCAAAUUGGAAUCAUCCUUUGGCUUGCAUUCUCGACGCUCUUCACUUUGCGUGGUGAUAAGAUGCAUAGUAAUUUGUCAAGAAUGGCGGUGAUCAUAUGGCUAUUUGUGGCACUAAUUAUCACACAAAGCUACACGGCUAGCUUGGCAAGUAUGCUCACGGCUCAAAGGCUUGAACCAACCAUAACAAGCUUUGAGAUGCUUAGAGACAUGAAUGCAGCCAUAGGGUACUGCAAUGGGUCAUUUAUAAACGAAUAUUUGGUGAAUGUUUUAAAGUUUAAAAAUUUUAGUAUCAAGAGUUAUAACUCGACCGACGGAUACGCCGAGGGCCUUAAUAGUGGCGAAAUUAAAGCUAUCUUUCUUGAGGUUCCUGCAGCUAAAGUCUUUCUGGCUCAGUAUUGUAAGAGUUUUAUCAGAACCGGAGAGACAUUCAAAGUCGGAGGUUUCGGAUUUGCAUUUCAUAAGAAGUUUGAAAGACUUUCAGCAGCCAACGAAGCAUUAAUGAACGUAUCAGAAAGUGGGUUACUCAAAGAACUUGAGGACAAACAUCUUAUCUCUGAAAAGUGUGUGGAUGAAGAAUCUUCACCUGAUGAAAAAGGGAGGCUUAGCCUUCAUAGCUUUUGGGUACUAUUCGUGCUAACCGUAGGGACAUCCACAGUUGCUCUUGUCAUCUACAUCGUCACGGGCAUCAAAGAAUUUAAAAAAUCCAAUCAUGAAGACACAAAUUUAGUCAAACUGAUAUCAGCAUUUAUUAAAGAUUGGCAACUUCGAGUGAGACGAUCAUCUAGCAUAGUUGCCAGUGUAGAAAGUGCUAGAGGCACAAUCGAAAUGUCAAUCAAUUAGAUAACACAGAUGAUGAUUCAUUAUAAGUACUUUAAAGCCCCCAUACAUAUGAUCAUAAGUUUAAUGUUUAAUUGUUAGUAGUAGUACUCUUGUAAAGCAUAUUAUGUACACAGAUGUUUUAAUUAAUAGUAAACUAGUGCUAAUACCCGCGAAUUUCGCGGU
This is a messenger RNA of Helianthus annuus (common sunflower), 2799 nucleotides long. RefSeq names its product glutamate receptor 2.8-like. The coding region runs from base 70 to 2637 and encodes 855 amino acids. Gene Ontology annotation, molecular function: ligand-gated monoatomic ion channel activity; signaling receptor activity. The record is from RefSeq and is a predicted model, not a curated record. The transcript has 5 exons. Gene Ontology annotation, cellular component: plasma membrane. Lineage: Eukaryota; Viridiplantae; Streptophyta; Magnoliopsida; Asterales; Asteraceae.